AUGGAGAGCCUCGUCCUCGCCUCCUCCUGCUCCGCGUCUCCCCGCCUGCCCCUCCUCUCCGCCGCCAGCCGCCCGUCGCGGCCCCUCUCGGCGGCGCCGCUCUCCGCUGGCGCCGGGCGGAGGGGAGCCAGGCGGCCGAGGCUCGUCGUCUCCGCCGCGUCCCGCGGAUCUAGGAACGAUGGAUUUAACACAAAGGGAUUUGCAAGCAUAUCGUCUUCAACCAGCACCGAGAAUACAUCGACGGGAACUGGCACCGUGCCUCCCAUGCCGCCUCCCUCAUCAUAUAUUGGUUCACCUGUUUUCUGGAUUGGCGUUGGUGUAGCAUUAUCUGCAGCAUUUUCCAUGGUUUCUUCGAUGGUAAAGAAAUAUGCAAUGGAACAAGCAUUCAAGUCGAUGAUGACCCAGGCACCACAAAACACAUUUGGUGCGAACUCGCCAUUCCCAUUCUCCAUGCCACCACAGGCAGGUUCCACGGCACCAAGUAGUUACCCAUACUCAGGACCAAGGAAAAAUACCCCCAAAGGUGCAACUGUUGAUGUUUCAGCUACUGAAGUGGCAGCAACUGGAUCUUCGGAAGCAGCUGAUGUGGCAGAAACAUCGAAGCCUUCAAAGAAAUUUGCCUUCGUUGAUGUUUCUCCCGAAGAGUUGCAAAAACAGAAGGAGCUUCAAUCUUCAUUGCAGACGGUAGAUGUAAAAAGUGAUAGCACUGAAAGUGAAACGAAGGGUGAUACUGAACAAGUAAGUUCCCUUCAGAAGCUUGGUAAUAGGCUCCCUGUACAAUUUGUUGUAAUUAAUACUUUCCGAUGGUUCUUAAAGGUUCCUACAAAUGGUGCUGCUUUUAAGCCGAGUGAAGAUUCCUCUACCUGGACAACUGAAUCCAGUAAAUCAGGACCUAUGCUAUCUAUUGAUACAAUUGAGAAAAUGAUGGAAGACCCAGCUGUGCAGAAGAUGGUUUACCCCUACUUGCCCGAGGAGAUGAGGAACCCAGAUUCAUUCAAGUCGAUGCUUCAGAAUCCGAUGUACCGCCAGCAACUGGAGGAUAUGCUAAACAACAUGGGCGCAUCUCCUGGUCAAUGGGAUAACCGCAUGGUUGAUCACUUGAAGAACUUUGACCUUAGCAGUCCUGAAGUUAGGCAGCAGUUUGCUCAAGUUGGCAUGACUCCAGAGGAAGUUGUAGCGAAAAUAAUGGCGAACCCAGAAGUUGCUGUUGCAUUCCAGAAUCCAAAAAUUCAAACGGCCAUCAUGGAUUGCUCGCAGAACCCUCUGAAUAUUGUAAAAUACCAAAAUGACCAAGAGGUCAUGGAUGUUUUUAUGAAGAUAUCGCAAAUCUUCCCCCAAAUUAAUGGCUAG
Messenger RNA from Triticum turgidum subsp. durum (durum wheat), 1350 nucleotides. Lineage: Eukaryota; Viridiplantae; Streptophyta; Magnoliopsida; Poales; Poaceae. The record is from the annotation of a GenBank genome assembly.